Camellia sinensis is the source of this 2414-nucleotide messenger RNA. Its product is annotated as serine/threonine protein phosphatase 2A 55 kDa regulatory subunit B beta isoform. Gene Ontology annotation, cellular component: protein phosphatase type 2A complex. The record is from RefSeq and is a predicted model, not a curated record. Gene Ontology annotation, molecular function: protein phosphatase regulator activity; protein binding. Lineage: Eukaryota; Viridiplantae; Streptophyta; Magnoliopsida; Ericales; Theaceae.
AGAGAGAGUAGAGAGAGAAUCUCAAUCCAUGUUUGAAGCCCUUUCUCUGAUGUUCUCUCGACUUUGGAAUGAUUGAAUCUGGAAAACCAACAUUUUCCAUGCAUUUCUCGCCGAUUCCGCAACCAUGAUCUCCUGACCAAUCGCGAUCGUUUUUUUUAUAUAUAUAUUUUGAUGCUCUGAUUGGAUUUUUGGUUUCGAUUUCGCUCCUGUUGUUUGGUCAUUGAUUUGUCCGCAGACAUGAACGGUGGUGACGAUGGAGGCGUCGCGGCAGCUCCGGCGGGUCCACCACCGCCGCUCGACUGGAAAUUCUCUCAGGUCUUCGGUGAACGCACCGCCGGUGAAGAAGUUCAAGAAGUUGAUAUCAUUUCAGCAAUUGAGUUUGAUAAAACUGGUGACCACCUUGCUACUGGAGAUCGUGGGGGUAGAGUGGUAUUAUUUGAGAGGACUGAUACAAAGGAUAGCGCAAGCCGAAGGGAUCUAGAGAGGAUGGAUUAUGCAAUUAGUAGACAUCCAGAGUUCCGUUAUAAAACAGAGUUUCAGAGCCAUGAACCUGAGUUUGAUUAUCUUAAGAGCUUGGAAAUUGAGGAGAAAAUCAACAAGAUCAGAUGGUGCCAAACAGCUAAUGGUGCUUUGUUUCUUUUAUCCACAAAUGAUAAAACUAUUAAAUUUUGGAAGGUGCAAGAGAAGAAAGUGAAAAAAAUUUCUGACAUGAACAUUGACCCUUUUAAAGCUGUUGGAAAUGGCGGUGUUGCCAGUUCAAGUGGCUCUUCUAGCCCUAGACCAUAUCUUGCAAAUGGAGGAAACCCAGAUAAAUCUUACCAUUCUUUGAGCAAUGACUUCUCAUUCCCACCAGGGGGCAUUCCGUCGCUACGUUUACCUGCGGUAGUAACCAGCCAUGAGACUAGCCUUAUGGCAAGAUGUAGAAGGGUUUAUGCUCAUGCACAUGACUAUCAUAUUAAUUCUAUUUCAAAUAACAGUGAUGGCGAAACAUUUAUAUCAGCUGAUGAUCUGCGAAUAAACCUUUGGAACUUGGAAAUUAGCAAUCAAAGUUUCAAUAUUGUUGAUGUGAAGCCUGCAAACAUGGAGGAUCUAACUGAGGUGAUAACAUCAGCGGAGUUUCAUCCCAGCCAUUGUAAUAUGUUGGCAUAUAGUAGUUCGAAAGGGUCAAUUCGUCUUAUUGAUUUGCGGCAAUCAGCUUUAUGUGAUACACAUUCUAAAUUGUUUGAGGAACAGGAGGCACCUGGUUCAAGAUCUUUUUUCACUGAAAUAAUAGCGUCGAUUUCAGAUAUUAAAUUUGGAAAGGAUGGAAGAUAUAUACUUAGCCGUGAUUACAUGACUCUUAAGUUAUGGGAUAUCAAUAUGGAUUCAGGUCCAGUUUCAACCUUCCAGGUUCACGAGUAUCUUAGACCCAAGCUAUGUGAUCUGUAUGAAAAUGAUUCCAUCUUUGAUAAAUUUGAGUGUUGCUUGAGUGGUGAAGGGAUGCGAGUGGCAACAGGUUCUUACAGCAAUCUGUUCCGUGUGUUCGGUUGUGCUUCGGGCAGUACUGAAGCAACUACUUUGGAAGCCAGCAAAAACCCUAUGAGGAAACAAGUGCAGACCCCUUCAAGGCCUUCCAGAUCCCUUAGCAGUAUAACACGUGUUGUCAGACGAGGAGCAGAAAGCCCAGGAGUUGAUGCAAAUGGAAACUCUUUCGAUUUCACUACAAAGUUGCUCCACCUGGCAUGGCACCCAACUGAGAACUCAAUCGCUUGUGCUGCUGCAAACAGCCUGUACAUGUAUUAUGCAUGAAGUUGAUGGGGCCACGAGAAGAAAAUUAUCAUAGCUUGUUUAAACUUUUUUUGGGGUUGCUGUUGGAGAAAAAUCUCUUUUCCAUUUUGUGCCAACUGGCAACACAAGGCUUCAAUUUCUCACAUUUCAAGUGCCUCACAAAAUCGAAGUUUAGAAGUCGCUGUCAGAAAAUCGAUAACAAAGUAACUUGGUCUUUGUUCCUGGGCAAAGCAGAUUUGCUUGCUUCCACCCCCGACUCGUCCAAAUUUCUGAUUCAGCAUCAAUUUCUUUUAUUUUUUUUCCCUUUUCUUCUCGAAGGAAAGUUGCAGAUGCGUUCUUUAUUGUGUUGGGUUGAAAUCGGGAAAAUGUGAUUGUAGUUUCUCCGACCACAGAAACUUAAGGAUGUCCAGAUACUUCUCUCUUUUGCCACUAGUUUUAAGAUAAAUGUAGUUUUACUGGGAAGAAGAUGCUGCUAACAUGCACGGUGCAUCAAGCUUAUUAAUUUGUUUGGGUUACUGUUGAAUUUUUAUUUUUAUUUUUAUUAAUUUUUUUUUAGGAUAUGAUCUUACUCUGGUUUUGUUAUAGUUUUGCAAUUCAAGUAUUUUUUUUUUAUUUUGUAAUUUAAUAGAUUUUUAUUUUUGCUUGCA